Molecule: messenger RNA, 1017 nt
Organism: Truncatella angustata
Lineage: Eukaryota; Fungi; Ascomycota; Sordariomycetes; Amphisphaeriales; Sporocadaceae
Product: hydrogenase/reductase-like protein
Exons: 2
Coding region: 1-1017 (338 amino acids)
Biological process (GO): secondary metabolic process
Source: RefSeq, a predicted model, not a curated record
AUGGUGUCGCUACAGCUCAUCCGCGCCUCCAACCAGCAGAUCGCAACUGCUCUGCCCGCCAAACUCAUUGCUGUUUUCGUAGGCGGCACAAGUGGCAUCGGGGAGACAUCGCUCAAGCAGUUCGCCAAGCACGCCAAAGCACCUCGAAUCUACUUUGUGGGCCGCUCGGACGAGGCCGCGGGACGCAUCAAGAGGGAACUCCAGUCGCUGAACCCAGAUGGCGACUAUAUCUUUGUGAAAUGUGACGCGAGCCUCCUCAGGAACGUUGAUAUAGUGUGUCGCGACAUUGCUGCCAAGGAGGAGUUUAUCAACUUACUCUUCCUGAGCACCGGCACCUUGAUCACGGGCACCAAAACAGAGGAGGGGUUGCAUUUUUUCACGGCUUUGACUUACUAUUCACGCAUACGCUUCAUCGCUGGCCUGCUUCCGCUCCUGAAACAAGCCACGGGACUGCGCCGAGUAGUGAAUGUCUUUGCUGGCGGCAAAGAAGGUCCCAUCUCUACCAGUGAUUUCCAGGCUUACAAGUUGGGCCCGAGCGAGGGACGCGGCCAUCUGUCUUCGAUGCUCACAUUGAGUCUAGAGGCACUCGCGCGUGAUUCGUCCAAUGUCAGCUUCGUACACGACUACCCAGGCUUCGUCAAAUCUAACUUAGGCCGCGGCACCAAGGGUGUGGGUAUGGCGGUUGCAAAGGCCUUGUUCAAGGUCGUGGGUCUAUUCUUGAAUAUACCAAAUGAGGAAGUGGGUGAACGACAUACAUUCUUUUGUACCAGUGCUAGAUUCCCGCCUAGUCAAGGUGUUGAAGAUGCUGCUGGUGUCACUCUAUCUGGCAUCCAGGCUACAGUAGGAACGGAUGGCAACCUUGGGAGUGGUGUUUACUCCAUUGACUAUGAAGGCGAACCGGCUAGACAAGGGGCUCUACAAUCUUUAGCCGGCUUGAGGCAGGAUGGAACUUCGGAGAAGCUUUGGAAGCACGUGCAGGACGAAUUUACUCGUGUCGCGGGCCCUCAGUCCAUCUAG